CACGCCCCCCGCAGCCCUCCAGGCCCCCGCCAGGCUCCGCAGCGCUAAGCCCUUCGCUCGCUGUUCCGGGCUCAUCAACACUUCUCGUCGCUUCCCCCGCUCGGUCAACCUCCGAGCGACCUCUGAUUCCCUUCUUCAUGGCGUCGCUUCUGUGCUGUGGGCCCAAGCUGGCCGCCUGCGGCAUCGUCCUCAGCGCCUGGGGAGUGAUCAUGUUGAUAAUGCUUGGAAUCUUUUUCAAUGUGCAUUCCGCUGUACUAAUUGAAGACGUUCCCUUCACGGAGAAAGAUUUUGAGAAUGGACCCCAGAACAUAUACAACCUGUACGAGCAAGUCAGCUACAACUGUUUCAUCGCUGCGGGCCUGUACCUCCUCCUCGGAGGUUUUUCUUUCUGCCAGGUUCGGCUCAAUAAACGCAAGGAAUACAUGGUGCGCUAGAGCGCCGCCACGGUUUCCCUCUGCAGCCCCCUCCCUCUAUUUAAAGACUGUUCCCCACACUGUAUCACCGUCACCCCUACACCUCAGAUUCAGGGCCUCUGCAAGACUGGGCUUCCCUACUCAGAGACGGAGUCCCGUGAUCUCCAAUCUCUGGCAUCCCGCUCCGGUGGAGGGAGGCUUAGGGCUGGCCUUUCCCUCUCCCUCCGGCCUUCUUGCCUUGUCCCACAUCCCAAUAAAGAGAAACUGCUCUC
Erinaceus europaeus (western European hedgehog) is the source of this 685-nucleotide messenger RNA. It is a transcript of the gene RNASEK, whose product is annotated as ribonuclease K. Gene Ontology annotation, molecular function: RNA endonuclease activity. The coding region runs from base 138 to 434 and encodes 98 amino acids. Lineage: Eukaryota; Metazoa; Chordata; Mammalia; Eulipotyphla; Erinaceidae. The transcript is spliced from 3 exons. The record is from RefSeq and is a predicted model, not a curated record.